Molecule: messenger RNA, 4723 nt
Organism: Penaeus indicus
Lineage: Eukaryota; Metazoa; Arthropoda; Malacostraca; Decapoda; Penaeidae
Gene: Tsf2
Product: transferrin 2-like
Exons: 18
Coding region: 54-2303 (749 amino acids)
Biological process (GO): iron ion transport
Cellular component (GO): early endosome; plasma membrane; recycling endosome
Source: RefSeq, a predicted model, not a curated record
UUAGUAGAAUCAAAUGGACUUUGGGUGGGGUCGCCUCUGAAGAAUUUUCGAGGAUGCGCGUUUUUUCCUUCUUUUUGGCCGUUUUGGGCACCGUGGCGGCAGGUUCUCAAAAUACAGUGAGAUGGUGCACAAUGUCCCCCCCAGAACAGAAAAAAUGUGAAGCAUUUGCAAAGGCAGUUCAAAGGGAUGUCUCCAGAUUCGAUAAAGCCUAUUCCCAACUUGAGUGCCUUCAGCAUAGCAACCACGAUGAGUGCAUGGUUGCGCUGGACAAGGGCCUGGCGGACCUUGUUGUUCUCGAUCCGAAUGAGAUUUUCAUCGCCGGAAGAUACCAUUCGUUGGUGCCUAUCAUGAAGGAGGUUUAUGAGAACGGUCUUCAAUUAUAUUAUUCAGUGGCUUUCGUUAAGAAGGGCAACCUUACUUCAGUGAGGAGCUUGGAAGACUUAAGGGGCACGACUGCUUGUUUCCCAUCUGUUGCUUCUAUGGGAGGCUGGGUUAUGCCCAUUGCCAAGCUGAUCAGAUCCGGAGCCAUGAAGAUCAUUGAUUGUAAUAACCACAUCAAAUCAGCCUCUGCCUUCUUUGGUGGUGGUUGUGCAGUUAACAUUCUGUCAGACAAGUAUAACCCUCUAGGUGACAACAACCAGAUCUUGUGUAGUGCCUGUGGGAGUGACCUCCCUGGCCGGCAUUGCACGAGCCAGGAUGUCUAUGCCGGCCACCAGGGAGCCAUCAACUGCUUGCUGGAUAAGGGUGACAUAGCCUUUGCCAGACAUACCUCCCUCAACACCACACUGGAGGAAUAUGGAACGGAACUGAGGCUUAGUGCUGAUGAUUUUGAGCUCCUUUGUGAUGAUGGGAGUCGUGCCGCAGUGACAGACUACGAAACGUGUAAUUGGGGGACAGUUCCUUCCAACGCCAUUGUGACCACUUCUGCCAAGUCCCCUGAGCAGCGGCGAGGUCUCCAGGACUUCUUAAAGACUGCAUUAGAACGUUAUGGGAAGAAAUCGACUAAUGCCAAGGAUUUCUACCUCUUUGAAUCGUUCCCAAAAUAUGGCAAAUCCUACGAUCUUCUUCUUUCUGAUAACACAAAAAUGCUGGUGGACCUGUCGACCAGCCAGCAGAAUUUCCAGAAGUAUCUAGUGGGGAACAUCAUGAACCACAUCCAGACAAUCCGCUCGUGUCCUGUGAACAGGAUGACGCUCUGUGUAACCUCCCAGGCAGAGUUUUCAAAGUGUCUCAAAAUGAGGACUGCACUACAUGCUCAGUUGCUGAAACCAGAGAUGGAGUGCUUUAAAGGAGAUACAAACUUUGACUGCAUGGGAGCCAUCAAAAGAAGGGAAGCAGAUGUUGUAGUGUUUGAAGCUGGAGACAUAUAUAGUGCAGGACUGAACUAUGAACUUGUGCCUUUCAUGGGAGAACAGUACAAUCUUGAUACCCUAGAAUAUUAUGUUGUUGCAGUUUCAAAGGAAGACGACCCCGAUACAGAUGUUCUGUAUCUCAAAAAUAAGAGAACAUGCCAUCCUGCCGUCAUGCAUGGAGGUGGAUGGGUAGUGCCGAUGGCUUACCUCAUCAACAACAACCUCAUUCGCCAGUACGGGUGUAACUCGGUGAGAGCGGCGUCUGAAUAUUUUGAGAAGUCUUGCGCCCCAGGUUCCCUCAGCAGAUUCUACCGCCACAAUAUGAACCGCCUAAAUCUUUGCCAUCUCUGCCACGGUAUUGGAAGCGGGUUCUGUGCCCGGGAUCACAGCGAACCCUAUUAUGGAUUCACAGGUGCCUUUAGAUGCCUAGUGGAAGGAGGUGGAGACAUAGCCUUCCUAAAGCACACAACUGUUCGGGAAAAUGUGGAUGGAAAACGGAAAGAAUGGUGGGCAAGGAACCAGCUUACUGCAGACUAUCAACUGGUUUGCCGAGAUGGUACUCGAGCCUCUGUAACAGAUUACCAGGAUUGCAAUUUGGGCACAGUCCGUUCAAAUGCCGUUGUGACUCGUGGUGGUUAUCUCUAUAAUGAAACAGAAGUAGCAGCUUACACCAAUCUCCUGUUAUACGCACAGCAACAUUUUGGCCGUGACUCUGAUGAUGAAUGGAACUUCAAGAUGUUCCACUCCGAUGAACCAUAUGCGGAUCUGAUCUUCCAGGAUGCAACACAACAGCUUGUUCCAUUGGACAAGGAAGAGCAACAUUAUCAUCCGUAUUUAGGUAUUGAGUUCCUAAAUGCACGCUAUGAAGUAGAUUGCACUGCUUCAUCCCCGUGUAUGCAAGUGUCAUCGGCAUUGAUGGCGUUUUUGGUGAUCCUCUGUCUUGCAAACUGAAGGUCUGCUUUUCUCAGCUGUAGUAUCUAGUUAAAAUUUAGAAAUGAGACCAUGCUGCAUCAUCAUAUUAUCAAGACACAGCAGUACUUAUGGCUGUUGUAAUCAACUGUGAUCGUGAAGAUGCGUAAUUAGGUUGUGCUCCAGAAUCUCAAAAACAAGGUGUGUUUGUACCACCACACUUACAAGCAGGUGUUAUAUUAUAUGCAUUACUGAAAGAUUAUUAUUCAUAGGAUCAUCCCAGUGUAUUAGGUCUUACAAUGUAACAUCCUAUUGUAUUUUUUAUACAUUAGAAACUGAAAUGCAUAUUUGAAAAAAAAAAAAUCCUUAUAUAGCCAUGUUUGUCACAAAUAAAUAAAUUUAUGAAUAUUGAUAAUGGGUAAUAGUGGUAAUGGUAUUGAUAAUAAAAUAAUACCUGUAAGAUUAUAUAAUAGUAAUUAUAAUAAUUAUUGAUAUUAUUAUUGUUAUUUAUUAUUAUUUUUGUCAUUUUAAAUUGUGCUUUAUUUUUACCAGCAGCAGCUAGUAUUGAAAUUAUUAAUGGCAGUUAUGGUUUUAUAUUAGUAUUGUGAUCUUUAGAUUGAAAGUAAUUCAGAUCUAUAGAUGUAUAUUUUUGGUAAACUAGGUUAAUCCAUAGUCUUUGGAUUUAUAUUGAUCUGGCUGGCCAUCAGCUUGUCCAGAUGUUUUAACAGAUGUACAUAUGGACUUGUGCAUGUUUAGAUACAUGUACACAUAUGCGUGAGUGUGUGAGUUAGUGAGUGAAUGUACACAUGCACAUACACAUAAAAAUGAGAGCACAUACAAAUACACAAAAACACAUGCAAACAUAUGGACAGUUGCAUAUUCAUGCAUACAUAGAUAUAUAUAUAUAUUUAUACAUAUAUACAUAUGUACAUACUUGCACAGUAGAAUCAUUGAUUCUGUUGAUUGAUGUGCAAAUAGACCAAAGCCAAUUUUGCCUGAAUUUGAAAUAAUGGGACAUUAAUCAUGUGUCUGUUAGUAUUUUUAUAAUGCCAUAGUUAUACCAAGACUUUUCUAGUAAUUUCUUAAAGGAAAUAUUUUUCAGAGUUUGGAUGAAGAGUAAUGUACUUUGCAAAAAAAUAUUUUCCAGACAGGAUCUCAUGAACCUUGAUAUAAAGUAAAUUCAAUAGCCAGUCUUAAAAUACUUCUUGGAGUGUAAGCAUGUAAUCUGCAUAACUGAUUACUUUCCAGUUCCAUAUUGUUUAUUUUUAUAGGUCAGUGUUGGAUAAUUUUUAUACUGAAUAUACGCGGCAGAUCGGAAUUACUUGGAUGAAAGAUAGGCGUACCAGGGUAUUGUUAUUAUGUUUAUGAAAAAUGUUGAUACAUUUUUUUCCCUUCUUCCCUCUUCCAAAAGUAUGUAUGUGGCUGUAAGGGAGGUAAUUUUAUCCACUUCCAGUAGGUAUGCAAAGGUAAAUGAGGUUACCGUUAUUCUUGAUUGGAAAAUCUCAGUUCUGCAACAAAAAAUACAUUUAGAAAUGCUGUGUAAGCAUUCUCUGAAUAACAUCCAUAACUACGGAUAGAUAGUCUGACAGUUAUUAGCAUUUCCAGUGUCAGUUUUCAGUGACUUAAAUAGGAAAAGCUCAUUCAUUGUGGUUAUAUAUUUUGUGUAAUGUUUGAGUCUUCAUACUCAUGGAAUUUGUUUUGUAUAGAAACUGUAUACAUUUAUAACAUUUUGGUUUGUGAUAAGACAAUAUAUGUUACUAAUCACAUUCUUAUUUGUAAAGAUUUGGUAAAAGAAAGAACCAAAUUCAAAACUUUUAUUGUAUUUCUUAGAAUGUGUUGUUCAGUUUCUGUAAUGUAGCUCAUAGAACGUUUAAAUAUAUGAUGAUGAAAUCAUAAAACGCCUUGCAUUUUGCAUUUAUAAACAUUCCGUCCAAUUUGUGAUAAAGUAUUUAUUGUUAUUUUGUACAUCUGAUCAACAUUAUGAAGGACAUUGAGUUCUGACUAGAGAUUUUUUUUUUUUUAUACAAAUAAGCAUAUUUAAUGUGAAACAUUGCAGUUAUAUAAAAGUGAGGUUCAGUUUGUUUUUGUUUCUUAUGAAUAUUUUUUUGUUAGGAGUACUUCAGAAGGACAUUAAAAAUCUUGGUUACUAAAAACAACAUAGUAUUGCAUUUUGAUGUAAUAUACAAACUUCCUGUGAGAUAAAGUAUUGUAUUGUAAUUUAGUAAUGUAUAUUUUUAGAUUCAUUAGCAAUAAGGUCAGUUAUGACUAAUAUCAAAUAUGUAUUAAAGCAAUGUUCUAAUGUGAGAAAUAUGAAUUGUUAAAAUUUGUUCUUUGCCUUUUUUAACAGAAAAUACAGGUUAAGUUUCCAAGUUUAAAAAUAUAAACAGAAAAAAAGAUAUUAUAGACUUUCCUAGACCUUUAGCUCAAAUAAAUGGGCCUUUGCCUUUGAUAUAAGUACAAAA